Molecule: messenger RNA, 2189 nt
Organism: Quercus robur (English oak)
Lineage: Eukaryota; Viridiplantae; Streptophyta; Magnoliopsida; Fagales; Fagaceae
Product: H/ACA ribonucleoprotein complex subunit 4-like
Exons: 1
Coding region: 209-2035 (608 amino acids)
Biological process (GO): rRNA pseudouridine synthesis; snRNA pseudouridine synthesis; box H/ACA sno(s)RNA 3'-end processing
Cellular component (GO): box H/ACA snoRNP complex
Molecular function (GO): pseudouridine synthase activity; RNA binding
Source: RefSeq, a predicted model, not a curated record
AUAUUAUACAGAAAGAAAGAGAAGAGAGGCCUCUCUAGUCUCUAGUCUCUAUCAGUACUAUUAGUCCCAAACCCCAAAAACCCCUAUAAAGCCUCAUUUUUCACUAAAACCCUAGAAACCCUCAUUUUCUCUCACACUCACAUUAACACAAACACACACACACACAGUCACACACACACAGCAACCACCGAACCAAACCCCAAAAACCAUGUCCGAGGUAGAGCUUUCACGGUCGGAGAAGAAAAAGAAGAAGCACAAGUCCAAAGACGAAACCCCAAUAAUCUUACCAGAACCACUAGCUCCACUCGACGAUGUUCCCGACAACAACAAGGACUUCGUGAUCAAACCCCAGAGCUUCACUCCUUCCAUCGACACCUCACAGUGGCCGAUCCUCCUCAAAAACUACGACCGCCUCAACGUGCGAACCGGACACUACACUCCUCUUCCCUCCGGUUACUCUCCUCUCAAGCGCCCUCUCGAUCAGUAUAUCAAGUAUGGUGUUCUCAACCUUGAUAAACCCGCUAACCCUUCUUCUCACGAAGUUGUUGCUUGGAUUAAACGUAUUCUCAAGGUUGAGAAAACCGGUCACAGUGGUACUUUGGAUCCCAAAGUCACUGGAAAUCUUAUUGUUUGUAUUGAUAGAGCUACUAGGCUUGUUAAAUCCCAACAGGGUGCUGGGAAGGAGUAUGUUUGUGUUGCUAGAUUGCAUUCUGCUGUGCCUGAUGUGUCUAAGGUGGCCCGGGCGCUUGAGACGCUUACUGGGGCCGUGUUUCAGCGGCCCCCUUUGAUUUCCGCUGUGAAAAGGCAGCUUAGGAUUAGGACUAUUUAUGAAAGUAAGCUUCUUGAGUAUGACUCAGAUAAGCAUUUGGUUGUUUUUUGGAUUUCUUGUGAGGCUGGGACUUAUGUGAGGACUAUGUGUGUGCAUUUGGGUUUGAUUCUUGGGGUUGGGGGGCAUAUGCAGGAGUUGAGGAGAGUGAGGUCUGGGAUUUCGGGGGAGAAGGAUAAUAUGGUAACGAUGCACGAUGUGAUGGAUGCACAAUGGGUUUAUGAGAAUUACAGGGAUGAGACUUAUCUGAGGAGGGUUAUUAUGCCACUUGAAGUGCUUUUGACGAGUUAUAAGAGGUUGGUUGUGAAGGAUUCGGCUGUCAAUGCUAUUUGUUAUGGUGCCAAGUUGAUGAUUCCUGGAUUGUUGAGGUUUGAGAAUGAUAUUGAGGUUGGGGAGGAAGUGGUGCUUAUGACUACUAAAGGAGAAGCAAUUGCAUUGGGGAUUGCGGAAAUGACUACUGCUGUGAUGGCUACUUGUGAUCAUGGUGUGGUGGCAAAGAUUAAGAGGGUGGUGAUGGAUCGGGAUAUCUACCCAAGGAAAUGGGGGUUGGGGCCGAGGGCGUCGAUGAAGAAGAAGUUGAUUGCAGAGGGGAAGUUGGAUAAGCAUGGGAAGCCGAUUGAUAAUACACCUCAGGAGUGGGCAAGGAAUCUAGUUUUACCAGCUGGUGGUGAUUCUGUGGUUGCAGGGCUUGCUGCCACUACUGAACCUGCUUUAGUGGAGAAAGUAAAGAAAGAGAAGAUUACAAGUAAGGAUGAUGAAAAUGGGGAAGGGCGAAAGCGGAAGUUGGAUGAAAGCACUGAUGGCCCUGCUCCUGUAUCUUCCAAGAAAGCUAAAGUUGCCGAGGUCCAAGAAGUUGAGAAGGAAGAGAGCGUGAAGGUUAAGAAGAUCAAGGAAGAGGAUGUGGAUGUUGAAGUUGGAAAGAAAGAGAAGAAGAAAAAGAAAAAGGACAAAGAGGACGGUAAUGCGGAGCCUUUAGGUGAUGAGAAGGCUGUGAAGAAGAAGAAGAAAAAGGAGCAUAAAGAUAAGGCUGAAGCUGGUUCUCCUGAAGCAGAGAAGUCUGAGAAGAAGAAAAAGAAGAAAAAGAGCAAAGAGGCUGAGGAUGGUGAUGCAGCUUUGCCCACUGGCAUUGCUAAUGGUGAUGGUGAGGCUGAUUUGAGUGAGAAGAAGAAAAAGAAGAAGAAGAAGAAUAAAGAUGCAGAUGAAGAAUAGGUGGAAGAAAUGAAUGUAUGACCAUCUGUCUCCCAUCUUAUCUGUAAUGAGUAUUUUUAUUAUAGUUUUUGUAACUCUUUUAUGCAUUUCCAAGACCUAAUUUCCACAGUUUAGCUUUGAGGCUGUUUUCUCUAUCUAAUUUUGGUUUUGUUAA